Mucor velutinosus is the source of this 561-nucleotide messenger RNA. RefSeq lists its product as uncharacterized. The transcript is spliced from 2 exons. The coding region runs from base 1 to 561 and encodes 186 amino acids. The record is from RefSeq and is a predicted model, not a curated record. NCBI's taxonomy places the organism in Eukaryota, Fungi, Mucoromycota, Mucoromycetes, Mucorales, Mucoraceae.
AUGGGAAAACCACAAAAUACACCUGAUGUUGAUGACGAUGCUUCUACUCCUCCUCCUGCCUACCAAGAGACUCCACCCUUUAACCCACACUAUCAUCAGCAGCAAGAUGGUCCCAGCUCGACGUAUCAAUCACCUCCAUUCAAUCCAAAUUACAACCAUCAGCAUCAUCACAGCUCACCUCCCCAUACACCAGAUAUAAAUCAAUCCCUCUAUCCUCAAAUUCCUUCUUCGCCUCCUCCUCCACAACAACCCUAUCAACCAUUACCACCACAGCAAGCCAGAUACCAAACCAUUGAGUUACCCUAUCCAUCCACUACACCCAAUGUCACUCCACGUAUGAUACGCAGACAAAUUGAAGAAAGAAGAAAGUUUCCUCUGGCAGCCAUUUUCUUUUUGUUUGGAUGGUUUUGUCCACCUCUAUGGGUUAUUGGUGCAUGUUGCUGCGCAGGAAGUCGAAACGAGUAUGAAUCUUUCUGGGGAAAGGUCAAUUUUAUCAUGGCAAUGGCAAUGAUUGUAACCUCUAUUAUUUAUUCCAUUUUUGCAAUGUCUCAAUACAUGUAG